Drosophila bipectinata is the source of this 1434-nucleotide messenger RNA. It is a transcript of the gene Theg, whose product is annotated as Testicular haploid expressed gene. The record is from RefSeq and is a predicted model, not a curated record. NCBI's taxonomy places the organism in Eukaryota, Metazoa, Arthropoda, Insecta, Diptera, Drosophilidae.
CCCAUUGUUUCAUUUCCGCUUGGGAGUAGCCCUUUCUAGUGUUGUCAGAGACUUCGGUGUAUUGAAAUGUAACUGGCAGUUGCCACACGAACGUAGGUUUCCAUUCGGACAGAUACUCAAUGGUUUUAUAAAGUUAAAAGUAUAAAAACCCAAAAAAAAAGAAUAAAAUAAAAAAUUAGUAGAUUGGUCCAGAGACACGCGAACAAAAUUCGGAAAUUUCUAAAAUGACCAUCCAAAGACUGAAGUGCGACCUUAGCCCCGAGCUAACAACCUGCCUGAAACUAAAGGAUGCAGUGCGUCCCGACUGUUGUCGCGUCGCAGACCCCAUUCCCUACGAUGGCGAGUGCUUUGUGCGAGACAUUGGCAAGGAGCUGGAGAAGCUUAGCCGGCGCCACGAGCGGAUGUUCGUGAAGCGGCGCCGCCUGAUGGAGAUGGCAGUUCCCAACCGUCGCACCUGCCGCUUCGUGCCCAAGUGCGCCUGCCUCUUCAGCAAAACGAUCGAGAUGGUGCGCCCCUGCGACGCCCAGUCCCACACCCGCACCGAGCAGCUUGCCCUGCCCCCUGUCCGCCGGCUGCUCCAGCGGCGUCGGGCGGCUGUCCACAACGGGGACAAGAUCGGCGAAUCGAUCCUCAACCGGUGGCUUCGCUACAGCUACAUGUCCCUGUACAGUCGGCUGGCCAACAUCCAACCGCUUACCAAGCCUAAAAAGAAGAAGAAGAAGUCGGAAAAGGUACUGGCAAAGCACGACCAAUAUAUUCAAAAGUUGGCCAAUCCAAAAAAGGUGCCGUCGCCACCGAAACCAGAGCGCAAGACGGGCACGAGCGAUCGAGCCCGAUUGAAGAAGCUCUCGACCCCGAGGGCUUUCCACGAGGAGGUGAAGCGCAAUUGGGAGCUUACCCCCGAGAUGAAGAACUACAAGGCCUCGAAGCGGCUGAAUGAGAUUUCCCAGCCAGUUCAACGGGAGAACGUUCACAUAAACGAAUCUCCGGAGAAGGUGUCCCCGAACGCCCUCAAAUACAAACCGAGUGCCAGGAUCAAGGAGAUGUCCGAGCCGCUCACCACACGCGAUGCCAACCAGGGACUGGCAGACGUCAAAGAGAAUCCCUUCGGCAUUGCCCCGAAUGCUCUCAAGUACAAGCCCACCAAUCGCAUCAAGGAGCUGGCGGAGCCCAAAGAGUUUGAGAACACGCACAUCCGGGAGAAUCCGUUCGCCAUCUCCCCGGCGGCUCUUAAGGCCAAGGCCUCGCCGCGCCUCAUCGAACUGGCCAAGCCCAAGGGCGGAUAGUGUGGAGGUGGACCCUGAAGAUGUGGUCACAGUCCCUUCCCGUGUCCAUGCACUCACGUACUGUUUUUUGGCAAUUUGGUUACUUAAGAUUAGCGUUUUUCUUUCGGCCUUGUUUGGUUUCACGUUUCUUAAUAAAUUUUUAGUAAAA